UUCACCCAGGCUUUUAAUUAGAUUUAUAGUUUUAAAAUUUUUAAUACUGGGUUUUAAAUGUUUUAAAUGUUUUUUAAAUGUUUUAAGUGAUUUUUAAUUGUUAAUUGAUGAUUUUAUGUUUUAAAUGAUUUUCAUUGCAAACUGCCCGGAGAUGCAAGUUUUGGGCAGUAUAGAAAUAUUUUACAUAAAUAAAAUGAGACAAGAACUUCAACCCCAUGUCUUUACAUCUCUUCGAGCCUGUUUGCACACUCUGGAAGCUGUUGAUGUCCCUGAUUCAUUCCUUGGCAUCUCCAGGUAGUGCUGGGAAAGACCCUUGGGGAGCUGGUGGUGCACAAUAUACUGAGAUAGAUGGAGCAAUGGUUUGUCUCAAUAUAAGGCAAAUUCAUAUGUUCAAUUAGUCAUUUUUAAUUUUUCUUAUAUGUCAAUUAUAUGUCUUGUAUGUCAAUUUUCUAAAAUGGGAAACAGCAAAUGAGAGAUCUUUAGAAGAAUCAUAGUGUACCUUAAAAGCAGGGAGGGCUCCUUUACAUUGUUUGUUUUUAAGUGCACACCUAAACAAGUAGAUAUUUAGAAGCAUGUGUAUUUUAGCAAAUUUAUUGACCACCUGACUUCCUUAGACUCGAGGCGGUUUACAUAAAUUAAAACAACAAAGACUAGAGAAGAAGAGGGGAAAGCAGCAGAGAAAGAAAAGGGGGGACCCCCCACACACACACUUUUAAAACUAAACACAAUAGAUAGGUUUUCAGGAGCUUCUUAAAGGACAGGAGAGGGGGCAUUACGAAUCUCAGGAGGCAGAGUGUUCAUGCAGGUACAUUACUCAGAGAGCCAGGAUUGACUGUAGCAUCCUGCAAACUGUACACAUGAUUCUAAACAUGAAUUAAUUUAUAUAUAAUAUAUGAAAAGGUUUUUUGUAAACUCAAAACCAAAAAUUGAGAUUAAUGGGUUUUUGUGUGGAGCAUGAGCAUUAGGGAGUGUUUCAUCAUUAGAAUAGGGUGUAUCCUUUACUUCUGACUCUUGUCUCUCAGUGCACACACACUUUUAUUCUAAAGAUCAAAAGUUCCUUGCUGAAAUGGUCUAUUUUCACAGGCAUCCUUUCCUACCAUGUCUUUGUCAAAAGGACAAUAGAUUCUUGUGUCAGUCUUAUUGGCACCAGUUUUGUAUAAUACAGGAAACACCAUUUCCUUUUAGGGCUGGAAAAUUAACUUGGAUCAUGCUUUUCCCUUUUUAUUGCUAAUCAGUACACACCCCGGGGAAACCUGGCUUUCUGGUUCUGGAAAGGGAAGGGAAGCAGCAUCAGCAUCCAUUCUACAUCCUCUUCUCUAAAAAUGCUUUACUCUUUUACCAGUGAGGGUGUAUGAUUCGAAGUAAAUCUUAACACCCUAGCCCUAUAUAAAUGAACUUGGAAUUUGGAAGUGAACCUCUUUGCUUAUUUACCAUCAUAUAAAUGUGUCCAGUAACUACUUCAGAUAUUACAAAAUUCCCACACAUAAUGCAUAUGCGUUCUGACAUCUGUCACCUCCCCCCAGAAGUUAUCAACACAAAGAUCUGUUUGGAGAUUGGGGGAGAAGGUGGUAAACUCCACCAUUCCACCCUACUCUACAACCCUUGCCAUGAAGGACAUUUUUGUGUUCUGUUCUCCUGCCUUCCCCAUUUGUCACUACAUCAUUUUGCACUGUAAUUUUCUGGAAUUAGUAUCUAAAUAAUGACAUGUCUGUAACUGUGCAUAUAUAUUCUUAUCCCAUAAACAUUAGGUGACAGAUUGCCCUGGCUACUAGAAAAAUUUCUCCUGCUAUCUUCCUCCAAGCCUAAAACAAGGCAGAAAUGUGAUGAUCAGAUGUUGAUUAUAUACCAAGAAGAUCUUGUGACCCACCAAGCCAAAACAAGGCAGAAAUGUGAUGAUCAGAUGUUGAUUAUAUACCAAGAAGAUCUUGUGACCCACCAAGCCAAACAUCGUCUACCAGCAAACAUUGAUAAACUUUCUCUUUUUUCUCCUGACUAGAAUUGCAAGAAGGGGGUCAUUGUCAAGCAUUGUAAAUUCCUGUGUAUCCAUAAAAGGUCAACUAGACUUUAAGGAAGACAGAUCAUUAAAACUGAAGAAGUCAAUGGCCAUUCUUUCUUUUCUUUUCUUUUCUUUUCUUUUCUUUUCUUUUCUUUUCUUUUUUGGACAAUUACCUGCUGGAUCUUGUCUUCCUGGGCUUGGAAAGCACAAUGGACCUUUUGAUUUAGCUGGUGGAAAUAACAUGAUUGCAUUAUUAAGGUAAGAUUCCACUUCCCACUCUUGCACAAUUGGGAAGUUAAACUUUCUCUGUCAUCGUUAGUUUCUGCUGUGUGUUUUUUAAAGGAAGUGAAGUGUUGGGAAAGGAACAGCAAGCUUAAAAUAGCUAUAUCAAGCUCCAAUAUAAAGUAAUAAAAUGAUGUUAAUUAAUUGUGUGGCUAUGUAACUCAAAAGCAACCACAAAAUAAAUCAUGUGAACAGAGUUUAUUUCCAGAUAUUACAGUUUUAUUGGAAAAUUUAACUAAAAUAGUGACAUAUUGAACAAAAGCCCAGUUCCUUACAGCCACAGAAAGUCAAUGUGAAUAAUUGCAAAGUCUUGGGUGGGUGGAUGACACUUGCCCUUCGAAGAAGUUUAUGGCCAGCAUUUACUAUGAAUUCCUCAUUCAUGGGGAAUAAUUGGAAUCCCCAGUCCCCAUUGCAAAUGUUUUUCAGUGAGUUACCUGAAUCUGUGAGCGUAAGGUAGUCAUACCAAUCAGGGUAGCUUGUGUCCAGCCCUGGGAAGUUAAGGGUAUCCCAGAGCUGUUGCUGCUCAGACUUAUCUUCCACUUGUCCAUUAUCUAUAAUGUCAGAUCUGUGAUGCCUUUACGAGUCCAUGGCUACACAAAUGCACUAUGCUCACUGGCUCAGUGUGUAUCUGUCUGUCCUAUACUGAUAGCUGCAGUUAACCCUUUGAUCCCUGCACAUGAUGGGGAUUGGGGACUACAUAUUUCCCAUGAAUGAAGAAUUCUCAGUAAAUAAUACUACAUAGCAUCUGAUUAACCAGUCAUGUUUCCUUUUAUGAAAUAUGAAAGAAUGCAACAUGAAUGAAUGAUUUUGCAAAUACUGUAUCAAGGCAAAAUAAAAUGGAUACUCUAGGGAAGUAGAAAGAAGGCAGUCUUUCAUGCCUUCUUACUUUAAUGACUAUACAGCUGGAAAUUAUUUGCCUGGACAGGCAGUUGUUCUACCUGUCAUGGCUGGCACUGCUGGAGAAGCAGGCAAGAACUUUAACUGGGUAUAUGCUCCCUCUGCUUGCCUUCUGGCUGUCUGUGCGCCUUUCCGCUUCUGCAGUUUCUUGAAGUAAGCCUUACCUGUGUUACUGUUGAGUAGGGAGCUGGCUUUUGUAGACGUGGUGAUGCUCUACUUAAGCUGACUUCAAGAGGUUUGGAGCCAUUGUACUAAAUUGUGAAGGAUGUGCAAUUAUCCCUGAAUCUUCAUAUUCUCUCUUAGGAAAUCACGACUCUUUCAAAAAAAACAUGUCCUGAAAGAAGCUAGUGAGAUCUGAGGAUCUGGCUCAGGUUCGAAAUGGAAAGGUCCAAAGCUAAAUAUAACAGGAACACAAUAUGCCAUACAAGCAGGAGAAACUUUAACCAUCAUGUGCAGUGGGGAAGUGGUCCAUUCCUGGUCUCUGCCUGAAGGUCUAAAUAAGGACAGCAAACGGCUGAAUAUAAUUCCAUAUACUUGUGGAAGGAACGGCAGACAGUUUUGUAGCAGCCUGACCUUGAACAGAGCUCAAGCAAAUGACACAGGAUAUUAUAGUUGCAAAUAUCCACUCUCAAGUUCUGUGAGAAAGAAGACCGUAUCUACAAUAUAUGUAUUUAUUAACGAUACACACAGCCCAUUUAUAAAGCUGCACAGAGAUCUACCAGAAAUGAUACGCAUGGUUGAUGGACAAGAGCUUAUCAUCCCAUGCAGAGUUACAGCACCAGAUAUCCCUGUUACACUUAAAAAGAUUCCAGGAGAAAUCUUCAAUCCUGAUGGGAAGACAAUAAUUUGGGAUAGUACAAAGGGCUUUGUAAUACCAAAUGCAACAUACAAGUUCAUAGGCCUUUUCAGCUGCGAGACAGUUAUGGAUGGGCAUGAGUACAGCACUAAAUACCUGACAUACAGGCUGACCAAUGAAAUCCUUAGUGUUCAGUUAAAUGCUUCAAGACCAGUCAAGUUACUAAAAGGAGGCAGCCUCAUUCUCAACUGCACUGUUACUGCAGCCUGGAACACAAGAGUGCGGAUGACAUGGAGUUAUCCUGGCGAGACAAACAAAAGAGGCAUCAUAACUCCAAGCAUUAAACAAAGGAAUAAUGAACCCAAUGUAUUCUACAGUAUUCUUGUUGUUGAUAAAGUACAUGAUAUUGAUAAAGGGCAGUACAUUUGUAAUGUGAAGAGUGGCCCAUCUGUGAGAUCAGUUAAUGCAACAGUCCAUAUUUAUGAUAAAGCAUUCAUCACUUUGAAACAUCGAAGAAAAAAUGACCUGGAUGUUAUAUCUGGCAAGAGGUCCUAUCGACUUUCUAUGAAAGUGAAAGCAUUUCCCGCACCAGAGGUUGUAUGGUUGAAAGAUGGCUUACCUGCUGCUGAAAUGUGUGCCCGGUAUAUAAUUAAAGGUUAUUCACUAACUAUAAAACACGUUGCUGAAGAAGAUGCAGGAAAUUACACUAUACUACUGAGCACCCCACAAUGGAACUUGCAUAAAAAUCUAACAGUAACCCUCAGAAUAAAUGUGAAACCUCAGAUUUAUGAAAAAGUGUCAUCACUUCCUGGUCCUAAUCUCCAUCAACUGGGCAGCAAGCAAAUCCUGACUUGUGUUGUUUAUGGCAUUCCUCAACCUACUGUCCAGUGGAUCUGGCAUCCUUGUCAACAGAAUCGUUCCAGAACGAGGUCUGACUUUUGCUCCUAUCCAGAAGGAUCUUUCAUUUUGAAAUCUGGGAGCACUACUGGAAACAGAAUUGAAAGCAUCAAACAAAGAACAGCAAUAAUAGAAGGGAAAAAUAAGACGGCUAGCAUUUUGACUGUGGCAGAAUCCAGGUCAUCCGGAAUCUACAGUUGCAUAGCUUCCAAUAAACUGGGAAGUGAUGAAAGACAUAUUAGUUAUUUUGUAACAGAUAUUCCAAAUGGAUUCCAUAUUAACUUAAAGAAAAGGCCUGUUGAAGGAGGAAGCCUUGUGUUGUCGUGUUUAGCCAACAAAUUCUUGUACAAAGACAUCACCUGGUUAUUACCAAGGACAGUUAACAACCAAACAAGAAUCAGAAAGGCAGCCACUAAGGAGUACUCCAUUGAUCUCACCAUCACCAUCAAGAACGUUUCUCUUGACUAUUCAGGCACCUACAUCUGCCGAGCAAGGAACAUAUACACUGGAGAAGAAGUGCUUCAAAAGAAAGACGUUACAGUCAGAGCUCAGGAAGCACCAUAUCUACUGCGGAACCUCACUGACCAGGUUGUCAACACCAGUCACUCUGUUACUCUGGAGUGUCUUGUUCAUGGUGUGCCAAAGCCUCAGAUAUCCUGGUUUAAAAACAAGGAGGAGAUACAGCAAGAAUCAGGAAUUAUAUUAGGGCCAGGAAGCAAGAGUCUCCUGAUUGAAAGAGCACAAGAGAAUGAUGCAGGGCGCUAUCAGUGUGUAGCUACUAACCUGAAAGGGACAGUGGAAAGUUCAAGUUACGUCACCAUACAAGGAAUCCCAGAGAGCUCAAACUUGGAGGUAAUAACACUGACAUGUACCUGCGUUGCAGCAACACUCUUCUGGCUUCUAUUAACCCUGUUCAUACGCAAGCUAAAAAGGCCUUAUUCUUCUGACAUAAAGACAGAUUAUUUAUCGAUCAUAAUGGAUCCCGAAGAAGUCCCCUUAGAUGAACAAUGUGAACGACUUCCUUAUGAUGCCAGCAAAUGGGAAUUUGCCCGGGAAAGGCUUAAAUUGGGGAAGACACUUGGACGAGGGGCUUUUGGAAAAGUUGUACAAGCAGCUGCUUUUGGAAUUAAAAAGUCACCCACUUACAAAGUAGUUGCUGUGAAAAUGCUGAAAGAAGGAGCCACAGCCAGCGAGUAUAAGGCACUGAUGACUGAGCUGAAGAUCCUGACACAUAUUGGUCAUCAUCUUAAUGUUGUGAAUCUGCUGGGAGCAUGCACAAAAGGUGGAGGGCCACUAAUGGUGAUCGUUGAAUAUUGCAGAUAUGGGAAUUUAUCAAGUUAUUUGAAGAGCAAAAGGAAUUAUUUCUCAGCAAACAAGGAUGCAUCCAUUCAAGGGGAGCUGGUAGCAGAGGAGAAGGAUGUUGUUGAGCCAGUCAGUGGUCAAAAAAAGAUAUUGGAGAGUGUCCCGAGUAGAGAGAGCUUAGCGAGCUCUGGUUUUCAGGAAGAUAAAAGUUUAAGCGAUGGAGAGGAGGAAGAGGAGGAUCCUGAUGAGUUUUACAAGAGGCCUCUCACCAUGGAAGAUCUAAUUUCUUACAGUUUUCAGGUGGCCAGAGGCAUGGAAUUCCUGUCAUCUCAAAAGUGCAUCCAUCGUGACUUAGCAGCCAGAAACAUCCUCUUAUCUGAAAACAAUGUUGUGAAGAUCUGUGAUUUUGGCCUUGCAAGAGACAUUUAUAAGAAUCCUGAUUAUGUGAGAAAAGGCGAUGCACGUCUCCCUCUCAAAUGGAUGGCACCAGAAUCUAUAUUUGAUAAAAUCUACAGUACUAAAAGUGAUGUUUGGUCUUAUGGAGUGCUGUUGUGGGAAAUAUUUUCUUUAGGUGCAUCCCCUUAUCCAGGUGUUCAGAUAGAUGAAGAUUUUUUCAACAAGUUAAAAGAAGGCAUAAGAAUGAAGGCCCCAGAUUUUGCAACAACAGAAAUAUAUCAGAUCAUGCUGGACUGUUGGCAAGGUGACCCAAAUGAAAGGCCAAGAUUCUCAGAGUUGGUGAGCAGAUUAGGGGACCUACUUCAAGCAAAUGUACUGCAGGAUGGCAAAGACUAUAUCCCCCUGAAUACAAUAUUACCAUUGGAUGUUGGAUUUGACCAUUCCUCUCCAACUUCCCCUGAUCCCCAUGGGAGUGAAAAUCACUCAGAACCGGUCUUGAAUUAUGCAAGCAUUGAAAAUAUCAGGAGAUGGGUGAAUGCCUUCAGAACGGAGCCACCACAGAGAGUCAAGACCUUUGAGGAACUUUCACCCAAGGAUAAACGUGGGUGUGAUGAUCAUGAAGCAGACAGUGGCGUGGUGUUGCCUUCGGAAGAGCUGAAACGUUUUACGUGGACAGGCAGCAAACAAAAGCAAACACUCUUUGGCCUCCUUACUGGCAGCAGAAGCAAGGAGUCGGCCCUUUCAGGAAGUACCAAGCCAAACUUCUACAGCUACAGUUGCAGCCACAUCAGUGAUGUGACUCAGCCAUUUACCAGUGAUAGCAGCACCUGGGAACAGAAGACAUCACCGGGCUUGCUUCCUCCCAGCUAUAAUUCUGAAGUCCGUUAUUCCACUCCACCUGUUUAACAGGGACUUCUCACCACUGGCAAUCAAGCGGAUUAGCUUUUCCCUGCUACCCCCAUUUAUAUUUUAAACCAUCCUUGCUACUGCUCUGUGCAUCAGUAAUGGCUGGGUAGAUCACAGAUUAUUUCUGCAACACACUACUGUGCAUGGUGUUUCUCCCAAUUCCUAAUGGCAGAUUAUUCUCCUGGCCUCAGAUAAGGUAAUGGAGUAAUGACAUUGACUAGACCAGGCCACGGGCAGCAUCUUGCCCAGUAAAUUCCUAUCCCUGUGCAUCUUUGUACCUAACUACCAAAUUGCUCUUUAAAAAUCCAAACAUCUUUCAAAAUUAUUCUAGUGGUGCUCUGGACACAACAUGGGGUGGUAGAAGUAUGCAACUUGGCAUGAGCACAAAUCAGUUUGUUCAUGGGCCAGCUAUAUCGAGACAUACAUACCUCUUGCAGUCAUGCUUCUAGGAGAGUGUUGCAGCUUCUCAAAAAGUACAGCUCGAAGUACUACAACAACUUGCAAAAGCAGUUCAAACAGACGCACAAAAAAGAGCAUAGGCAAGAAUAACUCUACAGCAUUGCCUUUGGAGGCACAUUUGUAUUAAGCACAUGUUGGACUUAGACUACUUUAUCUGCCAUAGCUUCCCCCAAAGAAUCCUGCAUAUUGUAAAGGUGCCAACUAUUUUGUUCGAGAACUGUAGUCAUGAAAACAGCCCUGCUGGAUCAGGCCCAAGGCCCAUCUAGUCCUGCAUUCUGUUUCACACAGUGGCCCACAGGUACCACUGGAAGCCUACAGGCAGGAGUUGAGGGCAUGCCCUCUCUCCUGCUGUUACUCCCCUGCAACUGGUACUCAGAGUCAUCCUGCCUUUGAGGCUGAAGGUGACCUAUAGCCCUCCGACUAGUAGCUGUUGAUAGACCUCUCCUCCAUGAAGUUAUCCAAACCCCUCUUAAAGCUGCUUUAUAGAAUUCUAUCAUGUCUCCUCCGCAGACUUUUUUCUAAACUAAAUAGCCCCAGGUGUUGUAGCCUUGCCUCAUAAGAAAGGUGCUCUAGGCCCCUGAUCAUCUUGGUUGCCCUCUUCUGCACCUUUUCCAAGUCUACAAUGUCCUUUUUUAGAUGUGGUGACCAGAAUUGUACGCAGUACUGCAGGUGUGGCCGCACCAUAGUUUUGUAUAAGGGCAUUAUAAUAUUAGCCGUUUAUUUUCAAUCCCCUUCCUAGUGAUCCCUAGCAUGGAAUUGGCCUUUUCCACAGCUGCCACACAUUGAGUCGAUAGUCCCUCUCCAGUAUUGGGAUUCCCAGGGCUCCAUAGGGCAAGGAAAUGACUACUAAACCAGUUUGAGUCGGUAUAUAGGCUGUGAAAGCACAAAAUGGUAGGUUGCAGAAUUAAGAUUGCAGGCUUUUUCCCUUACAAAUGUUGCACUAAUGCAGCAGCAGGACAUAGGAUCUGUGCUGGCUUUGUGAGCCAUCUCAAUCUACAGUACCAUCACACUAGCAUGUGGCAAUGCUUGCAAUUAUCACACUUAAAAAUACUACCAUUGCCAAAUGUUGGCACUACAGGUGCUAUUGCUGAGUGUGAGAAUGAAUCAGGCCAAGAUUAGGGAUAAGUAAGAUGUACAUUCUAUGGGCAGUCUGGUGUCUAAAGAAAAGCAUUCCUGUAUAUGUUGCAGUUUCCCAUCAGAUUAUCUAAAUGUGGAUAUUCAUUAUUGGACGUGGAACUCAGUAUCCCAAUAGUGCUAACAGUCAUUAAACAAGUUACUUAGCCUCUUGGUUGCAGAUUUUCUUGACUGUUUAUAGACAGUACCAAAUAAAAAUUCGAACACCAUCAAGUGGAUCUAUGCAGGAUUUCCACUGGAUUGAGUAGGACUUCAGUAUCCUGACCGUUUCUUUAGAGCACAGCUACAAGGCAGAUGUUUUCUUUGUUGUUAGCUGAAAUAGAAUGCCUGUCAUUUUUUUUUAAAAAAUGAACAAAGUUGCUUCAGGUAGGUAACUCACAUUACAGAAAUAAGCUUCUCCUGGUGCAGAAUUGGGGAUUCGCUAGCAGAAUUUUAAUCUCUUCUUUUAAGAGAGGUUAUCUAGUCCUCCAUUGAUCCAUUAUCCUGAUCUAUAUGCAGCAUUUAGACUCCAAUUGCAAGUGACAGCAUAGGCAGGAGCAGCCUAAUUGGAAGGUCAACCACACAGUGUGUUAUUCCAGCCAUGCUUAUAGGAUGGGGAAGCCAGUCAAUCUGUGUCUCAAAUGCCUGCUGAAUCCAGUAUUGCUGCUAUUACUAUAACAUUUAUUUAGUGCCAAGAAUGUGCUGGUGGGUUCAUUGACGCUAAAGGAUGGGGCAGUAUGUCAGAUUUUACUGACUGUAUUAGAUUUUACUGAAUGUACUGGUGAACCAAUGUUUCACCAGUAAGUGAGAUGGCUGACCUAUAAAAACAACUAAAUACAUUGACUCUGCUCCUGCUGAUGUCCAUCAUGAUGAACUUAAGACACAAUUACAUUUGGUUUGUUGAUUUCAAUGGACCUUUGUCACAACUAACUUUAGCUGGAUUGAGACCAAUAGUUUAACAGUGUUUGGCUGCAGGAGCAUUUUAGGAGACUCACUUCUAAAGGAUAUAAGACUAAUCUUUGCUCUUUUUGUACAAAUAGGUGAACUGUAGCUAUGUUAGUGCUGUUCUUUAGCUGCAGUUCACCUAUUAAAGGCAGUGGAUGUUUGGGAUGGGAUGGUUGUUUCUCCUUCAAGCUGGGCAUUAGUGAUUGUAAAUACAAAAUAAUUUUAUAUACAUCUAAUGCUUUUAACAAGCUUUUUAAAGAAACUGGAAUUUUUUUAAAAAAAUCUUCAAAAUGAACACUAAGAACUGGAUGUAAACAUAUCUGCACUUUAACUUUGUGAUCUAUUUACAUAUUUUUCUAAGUUCUCAUAAUAAAAUUUCUUUGUUUGAAACUGCA
Hemicordylus capensis (graceful crag lizard) is the source of this 10384-nucleotide messenger RNA. RefSeq names its product fms related receptor tyrosine kinase 1 (gene FLT1). Gene Ontology annotation, cellular component: signaling receptor complex; plasma membrane. Gene Ontology annotation, biological process: vascular endothelial growth factor receptor signaling pathway; positive regulation of angiogenesis; multicellular organism development. The transcript has 31 exons. The record is from RefSeq and is a predicted model, not a curated record. Gene Ontology annotation, molecular function: vascular endothelial growth factor receptor activity; ATP binding. NCBI's taxonomy places the organism in Eukaryota, Metazoa, Chordata, Lepidosauria, Squamata, Cordylidae. Bases 3624 to 7472 code for a protein of 1282 amino acids.